AUGAAUUCCGAGUGCAGCAUCCAGUAUGGCCCGCCCAGCAUGGAGGAGUGGGCUUCCAUAAUAACUAACAAUUUAGCCCUACCACCGGAAACGCCCACUUGGAUUCGCGAUUUAACAAUUCACCAAUUCGAAAGCCGAACAGAUAUAGAUAACGCCAUAUCCGACUUAGAAUCAUGGUAUGAAGCCGCGCGGGUACCGAGAACCCUUAGAAAACAGAAAUAUGUUUCCUGGUGGAACAAGGAACUAACAAAACUUCGCCAAGCUGCAACACAUUCUCGCGCAAAGUGGCACCACGCAGCCCCGCGCGUAUCAAACGUUCUACAACACCCCCUUCGCCUGCGCAUGCUGUCCGACCGCCGAGCUCUGAUCAAGGCCAUACGUAAAAGCAAGGACGCUUCGUGGUCUGAAAUGAUCAACGAAAUAGCCCGAUAUCCCUGGAGCAAGCUCUAUAAGGCCGUAAUGAAGCGAUUAAAGGGAGUAUCACCGCAAACACGCCUUAACGAAACCGAGUUCAAAGCAGCCGUGUCACAAUUGUUCAUAACCGAACCCCCAGCAAUUGCAGAGAUUACAGAAAAUGAACCUACCCCUCCUGUCGCGUCAGUAAGCCCCGACAAUACCUCUACCCUGUUUGCCCCCUCAAAUCGGCCCUCCAGCCCACAGCCCGGACCGAGCCACGCCUGUCCCAGGCAACAGCCCAUGAUGAAUUUAUUAGAUUUGCACACCCCGUCAAUUAAUCAAGCCAUCGCCAGCGCAAACGCAAGCAUUAACCCCAUUCCAGCCGGCAAUGCCCCAAGCCGCCAAGGGGUACCAGAAGAUCCACGAGAUCCACGGGUACCAUAUCCAUUUAAUGCCCUCGACAUCGCCACGGCCCUCGGCAAAGUAUCCAGAGGGAAAGCGCCCGGUCGUGACGGAAUAACCGGAGAAGCCCUUCGCCCUCUUUACAAGUUAGCACCCGAAUGGGUACGUGACCUAUUCAACGCCUGUUAUCGCUUAUCAUACUUUCCCGCCACCUGGAAGAUCGGUCGAUUGGUAUUAAUACCGAAACCCGGAAAGCCUUUCAAUUCGUUUUCAGAUCUGCGCCCCCUUUGCAUGCUGUCAAACCUCGGUAAAGGUUUUGAAUACGCCCUGAGGGAGCAUUUAGAACAGGCCCUACUAGAUUCUGGAGAUUUGUCACCUCGACAAUUCGGCUUUCGCCGAAAGCGGUCAACCCUACAGGCAAUGAAGGUAGUGAUGUCGGAAUGGAAUCGCGCCCGCGAAUUUGGAAGUCACUGCCUAUUGAUCGGUCUUGACGUAAAGAACGCAUUCAACACCGUUAGAUGGGAAAAUAUCAUUUCCGCUGCACGCCGCCCUAAUUUCCCUGUCCUCCUAAUAGCGAUGCUAGAGAGUUACCUGAACAGCCGAUUUAUAGGUACCACGAUGCCGGAUGGCACGUGGAUAGAACAGGAAGUGUUCGCCGGUGUCCCGCAGGGAUCAGUCCUAGGACCAUUCCUAUGGAAUUUAGCGUAUGACUCAAUUCUAGAGAUCGCACUACCCCGCAAUGUAACAACCAUCGCGUUUGCAGACGACCUAGCUCUGAUUAUACUAGGUCGGCUGGCCAAUCUACGCGAAAUAGCUGAGCUCGCGUUAUAA
This is a messenger RNA of Osmia lignaria (orchard mason bee), 1629 nucleotides long. NCBI's taxonomy places the organism in Eukaryota, Metazoa, Arthropoda, Insecta, Hymenoptera, Megachilidae. The record is from RefSeq and is a predicted model, not a curated record.